Pseudo-nitzschia multistriata is the source of this 3165-nucleotide messenger RNA. The record is from the annotation of a GenBank genome assembly. NCBI's taxonomy places the organism in Eukaryota, Bacillariophyta, Bacillariophyceae, Bacillariales, Bacillariaceae.
CCACCCAUGUACAGCCAGUUGUUGGUACUAGUAGUAGUAGUAAUCCCACCACCACCACCAAGAAGAAGAACAGGAACAACCACAAGAAAAACAACAAGAAGUUUGUUGAGUGGUGAUGACGGAGUUAUUUAUAUGAGUUUGAAUGCACUGGAAAAUACUGGAAAUCUAGUGUACCUAUGCAUCAAGUGAGUAAUACAGACACUUUUCUGAACUUCAUCACUUGUUCUUCUUACUGUAUUUCCCCUAGGUGAACUAUAGGCUUGUACACAUGGCCUUAGCUAGAUGCCAAUUCUCUGAGCCUGGCUUCAAUUACCUAUUUCUUGAUGACCUCCGCUACUAGUACUAGGAUUGCAAGGAUUAUCACUAUAACACUCCCACUACUGUUGGUAGUCAUUGAUUAUCAACCAAAAAGAGUUUGAUGGGGUGAAAAACCAACGAAAGUUGCCAAAAGAAGUAGCACUUCACAAGCAACAACGGUCCUGUCGUUCAAUAUUGUUGGCGGUGGUGGGAAUGCUUGACAGAGGCAGACGGAAUUUGUGAUUGGGGUCUGCAAUCGUACCAAUGUUGUGCCCCAUUCCAAGGACGCRGUCUUUCGAACAAAGCCCGUCGCAUGGCGGGCUGGAUCUAUCGWUAAAAUACGCAAUAACAAUUGUGGCUCUAGUUUACAGUUUUGYAAGRCAUGGCGGGAUCGUGUAUAGUCGUGGUUCAUUCGUGUGGGUUCGGYUGAAAGGUUACUAUAUGGUACAGGCGGGCGGGGUGCACUGUGCCUGCCGCGUUCGUGGCCUCGCGAGCCAUUCCACGAAAGAAAACGUGUUUUGGCACGUUAUAGCCCGCGAGGGGUUCGCCCGGAGUGUGAUGGGAGGGAAACAAAGGACAGAGUGAACCAACACAGCAUCCCCGUGUUUUUGGCAGAAGCUAGCGCGUCUGGCUAAACGUGGAUCCGUUCUUGCCCGCGCUGCCGCUGCUGGUUCHGGCGCUCAGGUUCAGAAUCUGCAAGUCGGCCCUGAGGUUCUCGGCUUCCUCGUCGUCCUCGUUGUAGUUGCCUAAAGCAUUUCCCGAGGAGUGCGUUCCGGUGUACCACGCGGGCGAGUCCGACGAGGCCCGGUCGGUGCUAAGAAUGGUGGUCAUGUACGAGGACGGCUUGGUUUGCAGCUUGGCCCGCGCCAGGAGCUUGUUCUCCUUUUCCUUCGGGGACGACGAGAGACUUCUCAUCGACGUGCCAAUUACCUCGACCCCAGUGUCCGAUCCUACCGAGUAGCCCCCGCUCUUCGUUAGGGCGUAUYGGGAGGACUCCAGCAAAAUGGCCGAGACGCCGGCCUCCGUGUCCAGGUACUCGUUGCCGUUGGAACCGUCCUURCCGUUGCUCCAGACACCGGUCAUUCGCUGCCGGUACUCUUCCUUGCGUUGCUUCUGGAGGAGUUCUGCGCGCUUGCUCUGGAUCCGGGCCACAAUGGACAGCGCGACAACGACCAGCGUGUUGAUGACCAGGAGGCUGACGCCCAACGACUGCAGCAGGGAGCCCACCCCGCUGGGAAUCGUCGUGUCAAAGGCGCCGGGUUCCACGGGGAGUGGCGCGUCCCAAAAGACGUAGGGUUCUUCUCCAAUGGGGGCYGUCUGGGCAUUGGGCCAGGGCAGCAGGCUGUCGAGGGUCCCCGUAUCGAUGACGCUCGUGUCGAAUUCAUCCUGGAGCUCCCCGGCGACCGACGGAUCCUCGCUGCCCCACUGGUAGACGGGGUACGUGACAUUGAGCUGCGUGUAGUAUUGCUGGGGUUCGUUUGAGUGGGGUGCCAGCGUCUGCCCAAAGGUUUUGUUGGUGGCCAUGUUCAGGACCUUUUCCUCUUCMUCAAAGGGCAUCGUGGCAGUUUCAAACUUCGGGAGAUUCCAGACAAUGAUCGGCUCCGCCUGGUCGUCGUCUCCGAUUGCCGCCACGGCGUUGGUCGCCGAUCGCUUCAUCGCCGUGGCCGUCUGGGUUUUGUAGACAUCGCUCCCAAUGUCGUUAAAGGGGCAGACGGGGAACAACGAUGUGGGAUCGGUAGAAACCACCAUUUCGACGCCCUGCGAACACAAAAAGAGCAUCACCAGRGACUCCAGGCGCUCUUGCUCCAGGUCGUCCAACAUCAGUUGCCAAAAGGGCACGUGCACGGAAAAGGCAAUGCUCACGUAACCCUCAAAGCCCGGAACGUAGCCAGUGGUUUGCUGCAGCUCUCUGCGCUGUCUGUUUGUGUUAUCGCUGCUCGCAUCGUCCAGGUUUUCCUUCAAAUACUCGAGGAGGUUGGAAGAACCUGCRGAAACGAUCGAAGAAGGGAUCCGUCUUGUCGUUGUGGCUGCCCRAGUGUCUUUUUGGUUCUUUCCGGACAUUGUCAUGGUCAGCGUUGCGUCAAUCGUUGCCGUGUCUAGUGUCGAGAUUGUCGCCGAAGCAUCCGAUGCUGCAGAUGGUAACAUGGUCAUCGAGGUCAAUUAUCAGGUUCUUCGUUGUUCUUUCUGUUCCCUUCGRACGCUCCUCGAUUUGACACUCUUCUAUUGUGUCGUAGCGGAUUGGAUUUGUUCUGUGGAGGCGCACUUCUCUACCCCGCGAUUUGUAGUAAAGAGAUGUCUGUUGUUCUUCGUCUGACAAGUAGAUGCGCUCUGCAAUGGUUUGUUGUGAGUGCACUACGAACCCAGUCAACAGACAGCAAUGAUUGCGGUGAUAAUGCUUCGAUUGUUUCAACUGAACUGAUUUUGUUGCAGCAAUGUCGCGUCGCGCUCGGUGCUACAAGGUCUAUGGAAGGAGGCAAGUGUCGGUGAUAUGGGUGRAACCUUGGAUAAACGGGUGCACUCCUGCCCCAGGACUCGUUUGUURCUAUCGUGCUCUACUUUGGUACGGCCCUGUCACGGGUUUUGCGGUUCACCYCGUUUCUACCGUCUACMGGGUAGUUUGUCCUCUGUCUGUAUCCACGACAAAGACAACACGCAACGCUCCCCGUUCUACCCGUUGCAAAUUAUUGCAGAAAACAGAGGCUUCGUGCACCGGUCACGUGGGUGUGACAUAGGUCUCGUGCACCUGMCUAUUAGCAAAGCCGAAUCCCGCCUGCCAAACACUGGCACAGAAAUUUCCAAUGGGACAGAUCAUCGGGGUGUAAAAUCCGUCCUUCGACCGUUACAGAUUAAUAAAAUUUGUUUACUUCG